This is a messenger RNA of Lasiodiplodia theobromae, 789 nucleotides long. Its product is annotated as Cell wall protein ecm33 precursor. The transcript is spliced from 3 exons. Lineage: Eukaryota; Fungi; Ascomycota; Dothideomycetes; Botryosphaeriales; Botryosphaeriaceae. The coding region runs from base 1 to 789 and encodes 262 amino acids. The record is from RefSeq and is a predicted model, not a curated record.
AUGGCACCCAAAUCGCUCCAUCUCGCUCUCAUUUCUACCUUCGCGGCCCUGGUCGUGGGUCAGAAUGCAACUGUGUGUUCUUCCCAGGCCACCAAAACUAUAAGCAGCCAGGGAGAUGCCGAUAGCAUCGCUGCCUGUCCAACCUUUACCGGAAGCAUUUCACUUGCAGACGGACCUCUGUAUUCAGCAGUCGAGCUGAAAGGCGUGAAGGAGAUAACAGGCACCUUGACCACGCACGACUGGAACAAAGUGACAGCCAGCUCCCUGGAGCGCAUUGGCGGCUCUUUCGAGAACCAUGACUCCUAUACGAAAACGAUGGAUUUCCCGAAGCUGGCUUACGUGGGCGGCGGCAUCUCCUUCACCGAAUCCAACCAGAUGCGGCCGGGCCUGCAGCAAAUCCUGAUGCCGAGUCUGACCACCGUUGACGGAGAUUUCAUCGUUUACGGCAACCGCUAUUUGGGAGAGCUGCAGGCACCAAACCUCCAACGCGUUAACGGUCUCUUCAAAGUAUCGGAAAACCUUUACUUGAAUGGACUGACGCUGGAUAAGCUGGAGACCGCUGCGCCUGGCGGCAUUGUCAUCUCGGGAAGCCUUUGGGGUGGUGUCUCCCUCGCAUCCAUUCAAGACGUCCAUCCGAGAUUCAGCAUCGCCACCAUCAGUCCGGGGAACUGCACCGAGUGGGAGGCCCUGCGUGAACCUGGUGGCCCCCUCACCACUACCGAAGAGUACAACUGCCAGCCAAACUGCAAGUAUUUCAACUACGAUGGCACCUGCUCGGAGUUCAAGUAA